Molecule: messenger RNA, 315 nt
Organism: Colletotrichum truncatum
Lineage: Eukaryota; Fungi; Ascomycota; Sordariomycetes; Glomerellales; Glomerellaceae
Source: RefSeq, a predicted model, not a curated record
AUGGACGAAUUACCUACCGAAAUUCUGCGCAUGAUCCUGGUACCAGACAGACGGAUGCGAAUGGUCUUGCGUCUGUCCGCAGGCAGAAGUGCAUCUACAUCGCCUCGCCAGGAGCCCCUGGGUCCAGAGGCGGGUCUGUCGCCGCUUCAACGAGAUUCUCUUUCCCGCCGUGUCAAAGAGCCUCGGGUGCCGCGCCAUGAAAGUGGCCACCAGAGCUCGGUUCCCCCCCUCAUCUACGACGACUACGAAGAACGGCACAGACCAGGCGACUUGAUGCGGUUGAUCGGGUUCAUCGACGCCGUUUCUGGUUUUUGA